CUCAACUCGUGCACGGCGCCGCAGCCCAUUCGCUCGCUCAUUCGCCUGCUCAAAACAACAAAACGACGUCACCUAAUCGAAGUCGGCAGACUGCAAGCUCUCUCAGGUCCAACAAACCCGGUGAUGCGAUGAUGAAAAGAUACCCGGCUUGUGAAACAUGCCGUUGUCGUCCGCGAUAGCCGGGAGGCCGGCGUCUAUCGGGUUAAUGGAUUCCAGCGCCGUCGCCCGAAGCGCUCCGGUUUUGGAAUUUGUGUGCUUGUUUACCCACGACCUCCGGAGAAAGCAGAAGAGAUGGGAAGAUGGUCGCCUCAGAUACCACACGUUCAACAAGCGCGUUAUGGUCUACGAUGAGCGCGGCAAUUUCGUCGGAGACAUGCACUGGCAGCGCGACUGGGAAUUCGACGAAGGCGAGGAAGUCCAGCUAGAGCGCGGAGGUGUUAUUGUGCAGGUUGUAGAGUGCGUGGGACGCCAGGAACAGGACCUGUCUGAACUGUUGGACAGAAGAGCAAAGGAGAAGGAACAGCGUCAAACGCGGGUACCAGUGCGCCCCUCUCCGCCGGGAACUAGGGUGCCCGAUCAUUUUCAGACUCGGCACCGUCCCCUAAACCAGCUUCUUGGGACACCAACUGGCCACCACGGACGUGCUGUGGUCCCAACCGAGUCGCCGUUCGAGCUGCGCCAGAGGGCUAAUGAGGCGAGCGACAGCCCCGCCGAUCCGAGGGCCGCAAAGAGGAGAAAAUGCGACGCCACACCACCAACCAGGCUGGGCUAUGCUCAAAGCUUGUUUGGUGCGACGCUGUCUUUGUCGGCAGUGCCCAUAAGCUCAGCUCCUCAUCGGCGAUCUACCGGACCAACAUAUCGGGAGCAGCCGGAGAUGUCUUCACUGCAAGGAGAGCCAAUGCCGGAUGUCGAACCUGUGGGCGAAGACCGAGCGGUAUGUGGUGGUGUGAGUUUACAAGUGAAUUCCUCUAGGAGUAAAGCCAUUGCCGCUCAAUCACGGACCACCGUGGAAGUUCCUGGGCGGGCGAAGUUUGGGAAGGAAAAAACAAGCAAACCCGCUGCGGGACCCGUUGCUAGUGAACCUUUUAGAGCAGCAGUAACGGUGCCUCGAAAUGGCAGCCCACCCGCAAUGGGCAUCAGCGAUGGCCGUCUACGCUCAUCUGGCAGUGCUCAGCCUCGGGCAGGUUCUGUCGGACAGGCUAUAGUCUCCAAGACCUUUGAGAAAAACACAGGGUUGCGAGCCACGAACGCUAUUGAGCCAAGUCGAGAGCAAGCCCAGCAGAACUCCUGCGUGACCGAUAACCUAGGCCUCCGUACAUCGCUUUCACAGGCGAUAGUCCUGGAAGACGGCUCAAACCCAAGACCAAGCAGUCCUGCGAGCAACACGAAUUCGACGCGUAUAGCUCCAACAGCGGUAGGGCAGAGACCGCCAAUACUUCAUGCUUCAUCAAGGGGGAGACCGAAGAGCACGGAAGCUCCAGAAGCCAUGGAGGACCGGUCCAACGAGGCAAGGACAGAGCUGCGACUUAAGCCCCGGCAGAAGCGUGGUCUUCUGCUCCUUUCUGAGAAGAGGACCAAGACACACCACCUCAACCGACAGAUUCCACUUGCUGAGGAUGAAAGCCCCCUUUCAAUACCUCCACGGGGUCUAACAAACGCCGUAGCCCCAGAGGCUGAUCUUUCAUCCGGCGCAAAGCCCGCUAACCAUGAGGCGGCAGUGCAUGAAGAUGACCCCGAGGAUCAAAGCACAGCGGAGGUAGGACGCCGAUUUGGGGGACCAACAAGUGAUGACUCUAGAAACACCACCGAUAGCGUCCUGCACCUGGCGGCUUCGCCUCGAAGCAGGAGAGUAAGACCAAGGAGCAAAGAUUCUGCGCAACCUGACGCGAAAUCGGGCGAGCCAACAAGUCCAAAUCGGCGAUGGGGCGUGAGAGAUCUUGCUCAAAAAUCGAGCAGAGCAAAACCUGCCCGUCAGACCCGCAGGAUCAAAGACCCAGAUGCCCAGGACUCAAACCUUUCAACCAGCGAGGUACCGGAGGCACAACUGGGAGACAGUGGCGACGAAGAGCAACCUGAGGCUCGUGUUGGUCCACGUCUUGCAAGACUCAGCAGGAAAGGUCUCAAGAGCAGGGAGGUCAUUGGGUUUGUGCCUUCCAGCCCGCUUGUCUCGAAUCCUGUGAAUUCAGUGCAAACACUACCGAGCGUCAGCGGUUCCCGGAUUGCGGCUGACACAGCGGCGGCCAACUGCGUUUCCGAGCCCGGAGGCAAGGGUUUGCUAGUUCCGGACAAGAGAAGACCUCUCGUGGAAAAUCUUCAGAAAUCCCUAGCGCCGAUAGCAUCAACGACGGACGCUCUGCCUGUCCUCCAGCGGCACAACUCGUUACGCCAGGAUAAGGCUGGCGAAAGGAUGGUCGACGAAUCAAGCCAAGAAGCAGGUCUUUUUGCUGCGCAGCCAUCCGAUCACCUGCUCGACACUUCCAAGCGACACAACCUGGUCCUUUGUGAAUCCAGUCCCUUGUCUGUAGGAAACGGCACAAAUAAGGAGACAACACCAUCGAUAUUCGCGCCUGAAUCGAAGAGCACCGCCGCGAUCGAAAAGGAGAGGUCCCCGACGAUGAACGGGCCGGCCAGUGGAGCUCCAGAGAGAGCGGUUGUAACGAGCAUUACAGCCUCGGUGUCACAAUUGGACAGCUCGGCCACUCUGCCAGCAAGCGGCACGCGCAAAGUCGAGGGAGACUCUUGUGUAACGCAAGGCGCCGGCAAGCCGCUUCCGGAAGCUUUACCAUCCGAGCCUGCCCGACCCAGAAUCGCGAACCCAGCUACCCGAGGCCGGAAGGCUGCGUUGAUGUCGGAUGCGGCAGGCCAAGUGCCUCAAUCCAUCUUACCGACCGAGGCCGUCCCUGCCGCAACCCGUAUGCGACCAACUGCGAUGCCACAACCGGAGGCUGUUGCUCACGAGCGCCCCAAAAGAAAGAUGACGUUUCCCGGUUUUACAUCGGCCAGGGCUGGGGGGCCAUGGAGCAGGGAGGCGCACGAUUUGCUGGACAGUGCCCGUCCCGGGUGA
This is a messenger RNA of Chaetomium strumarium, 3064 nucleotides long. RefSeq lists its product as uncharacterized. The record is from RefSeq and is a predicted model, not a curated record. Gene Ontology annotation, cellular component: nucleus; site of double-strand break. Gene Ontology annotation, biological process: double-strand break repair. Bases 158 to 3064 code for a protein of 968 amino acids. NCBI's taxonomy places the organism in Eukaryota, Fungi, Ascomycota, Sordariomycetes, Sordariales, Chaetomiaceae. The transcript is spliced from 2 exons.